AUGGAGAAGCAAGGGCACAGGCAUCGGGUAAGAUAAGAAAAAAUAUUCUACGGGCGUAUAUAAGGGCCACAAUUUUCGCAAAUCGUCGGAGCUAACAGAGGAAGUACUCCAAGUGAGACGCUCAGAUUUUGAUGAAAUUGGCACAAAUUUAGAAUAAUUUUUUAUAUGAUAUAUGCGAAAAUCCUAGCUCGCGCUUUGCAGAAACAACCGAGAUUUUUAGAUCGAAAGUCGGCCAAAAUUUAGGACUUUUUGCCGAAUUUCGUCACAAAAAGUUUCAUGCCUAUUUCUACCGUAAAGGAUAAUGUUUCUACAAAAAAUCAAAUUUUUCCGCACGAAACUGCCAAAGUUAUGGCCAAAAAGCGCUUUUCUCUCUGACCGCUCUCCACGUUUAGCGUGCUCCGGCAAUCGUUCGAUAUCUCGGCGGCAAAACUUCAAAAAAAAUAAUUAAAUUUUUUGAUUCAAAUGAAAAAAAUCUCCAAUUUUCCACAAAAAAUUCAAAAAAAUUAAAAAAUGUCAUUUCAAACUCACAAGGGAAGUACUCCAAGUGCGACGCUCAGAUUUUGAUGACACGUGGCACAAAUUUAGAGUAACUUUUUUUAAGAUAUAUGCGAGAAUCCUAGCUCGCGCUUUGCAGAAACAGCCGAGAUUUUUAGAUCGAAAGCCAGCGAAAAUUUAGGACUUUUUGACGAAUUUCGGCACGAAAAUUUUCAUGCCUAUUUCUACCGCAAAGGGCAAUGUUUCCACAAAAAAUCAAUUUUUUCCGCACGAAACUGCCAAAGUUAUGGCCAAGAAGGUUUUUUUACUUUGACCGCUUAAGCGUGCUCUCUCGGCGGCAACGGUCGUUCAAUAUCUCGGCGGCGAUUGCAAAGCGCGAGGUAAAACUUUCAGGAAUUGAUACUUAGUUCAUGACCGACGUGUGUGCAAAAUUUAACAAAAAUCUGAGCGUCGCACUUGGGGUAUUUCCCUUGUAAUAUUUUUAAAAAUUUUGCAAGUUUCAGCUUGUUUUCGAGCUGCGCCCUAUCAUUUUCGGUCAACUUCAGCCAAGUUUCAGCUAGCGUAUUGGCCACGUGCCGGGCCUGAAAAUUGCCGCAAAACUGUUCGGCACAGCUCGGGCCGGAAAAUUUUGGAAAGCCCGGCGCGAAGCCAUGCCUGAGCUCCACCCAAUCUCUCCCAAAAAAUCAUUUUUCUUAAAUCAUUUUUUCAGCACUGCAAGCACCACGUCGUCUUGCGAGCCGAUAGGCUGGGCACUCCAAGACCUCGGAGUCUGCCGAACGAGGAUACGAUUAGCUCCGAGGAUUCGGUGUUUUCGAAAAAGGAGAAGAAUAAAAACAAACUCGAGAAGGACGAGGAGAGCUCCGAGGAGGUCAUUUAUGAUGCCCCCGGGCAAGGAAGUCCUGUAGCAAAAGCUAAGAAAGCCGAACAGAAGAAGCCGGCCUUGACUGUAGGUUUAAUCGACAUUUUAUACGAUGAAACGUUUUUGCAGUUUUGUUUUUGGAUUUUUUUAUUCCCUCCGAAUUUUAUUAGAUUCAAAAAAUAUGCGUCAAUUUUUCAGAUUCCGUUAAAGGGCAGGCGCCCACCACGCAUUUACUACGACCCUAGUCUGGAUGGAACUCCAGAAUCGUUGAUUUCGGACACAACAACCUCGGAUAUCAUCCCCUGGCCCUACAUUAUGCAUCCUUCUCAGGCACUGAAAGUCCCAGAAGACAGACUGAUGGUCAAGGACCGGCUGAAGCGAGACCACAAGGGGCAGUGGACGCUGGAACGCCAGAUCAAACUCGAUUGUUCCAAAGGGAAUGGGAAAUUGAUCGAUGAAAAAAUUUUGAGCCACGUGAUCGAACACAAUGAACAGCUCCUAAAAAAGUAAGCCUCUGAGAACAUGUAUGUAGAAUGCACCAUGCCAGACUAUUUCAAAAUUCCUAACGUUUAUAUCGCGGUAAAGCAAAGUGCAUUUUUUUCAGGACCUGCCUUUGUGAUUGCCAGUCAAGCUCUAAGAAGAAAACCUAG
This is a messenger RNA of Bursaphelenchus xylophilus (pine wood nematode), 2004 nucleotides long. Lineage: Eukaryota; Metazoa; Nematoda; Chromadorea; Rhabditida; Aphelenchoididae. The record is from the annotation of a GenBank genome assembly.